GAUAAUAAAGCGUGGCCGCCCGCGCACUCUCGCACCCUCCUCAGUGGCCGAGGGCGAAGCUGAAGCCCGAGCCCAAGGGGAAAGCAACGAAAUGCUAGCGAACGCCUCACCUCCUACCCUCCUCCAUGUCCAUGGCGGCGGACCUGCUCCUUCUCUGCUUCUGCGAACCAGAACAAGAGACAGCAACAGAAGCCUCUUCUUCGCCGCCGCGUCCUCCUCCUCCUCUUCGUGCCAUUCGUCUCGAGGACGAGGCGGGUUGCCUCUCUUCUUCCACUCCCUUCCUCGUUUCCCGUUUCAAUCGCUUCGGAGGCUGAGGGCAACGCAGCGCAGGCUGCCUCCUCCUCGCAGUAGCAUCUCCGCAGAGCAGUCGGAAGAGAGGGGCGACGAGGGCACCGCCACUUCCGCCCCGCACAAGUACUCCGUUAAGAUCCCCUUCGGCAACCGCCAUAUCUUGGUGGAGACAGGCCACAUUGGGAGGCAAGCUAGUGCUUCUGUGACAGUAACCGAUGGGGAAACCAUUGUCUAUUGUUCGGUCUGUCUGUCUGAUGUUCCGAGUGAGCCUGCUGAUUUCUUCCCACUCGCAGUAAAUUAUCAGGAGCGUCUUUCAGCUGCAGGCCGCACAAGUGGUGGGUUUUUCAAACGGGAAGGGAGGGCGAAAGACCAUGAGGUUCUUAUUUGCAGAUUGAUAGAUAGACCCUUGCGUCCAACAAUGCCGAAGGGUUUCUACUAUGAAACACAAAUACUGUCAUGGGUUUUUAGCUAUGACGGUAUUCAUUCCCCAGAUUGCUUGGCUGUCACAGCAGCAGGCAUAGCAGUAGCUCUCUCGGAAGUGCCAAAUACCAAAAUAGUUGCUGGAGUUAGAAUUGGCCUCGUUGGUGAUCAGUUCAUUGUCAAUCCAACUACCAAAGAGAUGGAGGAGUCAGAGUUGGACUUGAUACUGGCAGGGACUGAUAAUGCUAUAUUGAUGAUAGAGGGCUACUGUAACUUUCUCACAGAGGAGAGGUUGCUAAAAGCUGUGGAAAUUGGGCAGGCUGCAGUAAGAGAUAUAUGCAAUGAGGUGGAGGCUUUAGUCAAGAAGUGUGGAAAACUGAAAAUGAUUGAAGCUAUCAAGUUACCUCCUCUCGAGCUCUAUAGGCAUGUUGAAGAUAUUUCUGGUGAUGAAUUGGUAAAGGCACUCCAAAUAAAAAAUAAAAUACCAAGGAGAAGGGCUCUUUCUGCAAUAGAAGACAAAGUUUUAACAAUACUUACUGAAAAAGGUUAUAUUGUCAAAGGUGAAGCUCCAGGAGAUGCUGAAGGUGUACCAGUUGCUUAUGAGGAUGAGGAUGGGGAUGAGGUAGUAGUUGUUGAUGGAGAGGUGGAUGAAGGUGAUGUUCAUAUAAAGCCGAAUUCACGGAAACCCAUUCCCUUGUUAUUUUCUGAAGUGGAUGUGAAGUUGGUCUUCAAGGAAGUGACGUCCAAAUUUUUGCGCAAGCGUAUUGUGGAGGGUGGAAAACGAAGCGAUGGACGAAACCCUCUAGAGAUUCGUCCAAUUAACUCACAAUGUGGAGUACUUCCUAGAGCACAUGGGAGUGCACUUUUCACACGCGGUGAAACACAGUCACUUGCUGUGGUUACUCUUGGAGACAAACAAAUGGCACAAAGGAUAGACAACCUUGUGGACACAGAGGAGUUAAAAAGAUUCUAUCUUCAGUACUCAUUUCCACCAUCAUGUGUUGGUGAAGUCGGGCGCAUGGGAGCACCCAGUAGGAGGGAGAUUGGUCAUGGAAUGCUAGCUGAAAGAGCACUGGAGCCCAUUUUGCCUUCAGAAGAGGAUUUUCCUUACACUAUUCGUGUUGAGAGUACCAUUACUGAAAGUAAUGGCUCUUCGAGCAUGGCAUCUGUAUGUGGAGGUUGCUUAGCACUUCUAGAUGCUGGAGUUCCUGUCAAGUGCUCUGUUGCUGGGAUAGCAAUGGGUAUGGUCUUGGACACGAAGGGAUUUGGGGGAGAUGGAACUCCUCUCAUUCUCUCUGAUAUCAGUGGAUCUGAAGAUGCUUCCGGAGAUAUGGAUCUUAAGGUUGCUGGUGAUGAGAAUGGUAUCACUGCCUUCCAGAUGGACAUUAAGGUUGGAGGAAUUGCUCUUCCAGUGAUGGAGCAAGCACUUCUUCAAGCAAGAGAUGGUCGAAAACGUGUUCUAUAUGAAAUGUUGAAGUGUUCACGACCACCAUGUAAGAAACUCUCCAAAUAUGCUCCAUUGAUUCAUGUUAUGAAGGUCAAACCUGAGAAAGUGAAUCUUAUUAUUGGUUCUGGUGGAAAGAAGGUGAAAAGCAUCAUAGAGGAGACUGGGAUUGAAGCUAUUGAUGCCCAAGAUGAUGGCAUGGUUAAAAUUACAGCGAAGGACUUGUCAAGCUUAGAGAAGUCAAAAGCGAUCAUCACCAAUCUUACAAUGGUUCCAACAGUGGGUGAUAUAUACAGGAGCUGUGAGAUCAAAUCAAUAGCACCUUAUGGAGUUUUUGUUGAGAUUGCACCAGGACGUGAGGGACUAUGUCAUAUUAGCGAGCUGAGUUCAAACUGGUUGGCAAAAGCUGAAGAUGUAUUUAAAGUUGGAGACCGUAUUGAUGUCAAACUUAUUGAGAUAAAUGAGAAGGGUCAACUUCGCUUAAGCCAUCGAGCUCUGCUUCCUGAUGUGGACCCCGAGAAAGCCAGCACCAAGCAACAAAACAUUGGCACCAUGAAAGAAAAUAUACCUCCCCAACAUCAACCUGCUAAAGUUACGGCAAAAAAGCCUUUGAGGAAAGGUGAAGGUCAGCAGAUUGUACAGUCAUCUGAGAAUUCUAAGGUAGUUAAGGUUCUCCCUCAAAAGGUAACAGCUCCAUCAGCAGAUACCUCGGAGCAAGAAAGUUUGACUGACAAAAACCAGGAAAAGGCUGGGAAGCGAUUAGCAAACCCUGUUAAAGGUGGGCCAUAUAUCAACAAAGAAAGGCAGAAGAAGGUCCUUGACGAAACAGUUACUGGGGUGUCUGCUUCUAAAAAUGGAAUAAGUUAAUGGAGAAGCUAAAAUUGAGCGAUACAUUUCAAUAUACUGAAUUCAGGGCCAAACUAAUCUCUUGUUCCAUACUAUGGAAAUGAAGGUCAGUGGAGGAUCUCAUGAUGCUGAUGGAUAAUCCAGAAACUCAUCCUUGGUGCAAUUCCUUUAUUUCCUCUCUAGCUAGAGUGCUUGUGUGAUAAUCAUAUACAGAUUAGAGGAAGACCAGCGCUUCAUAACAUUUGGUGAUUCGUUUCUGCUGGUGUUGGAAACAAGAAAUCUGCUGGCUUCAUUUAUUCACAUUACAAAUGGAACAUUUCAUAUUUUUUAAUUAUUUAUCUUUUUCUUUUUAGCAGAGGUCUAGCUACAUAAGUGGAUGGAUUACAAUUUUGUUUUUAAUACAAGUGGUGUACAUUAAUCUAUUUCUUCUUAUGCUUCUUGUAUCUGAUCUGCCAAUAUAUCUGCAGACCAGCAAAUGCAUUUUGGUGUCUUAGUUAUUUUUUGUUCAAUCAUAAGAA
Molecule: messenger RNA, 3519 nt
Organism: Phoenix dactylifera (date palm)
Lineage: Eukaryota; Viridiplantae; Streptophyta; Magnoliopsida; Arecales; Arecaceae
Gene: RIF10
Product: polyribonucleotide nucleotidyltransferase
Biological process (GO): mitochondrial mRNA catabolic process; mitochondrial RNA 3'-end processing
Cellular component (GO): mitochondrion; chloroplast stroma; cytosol
Molecular function (GO): 3'-5'-RNA exonuclease activity; polyribonucleotide nucleotidyltransferase activity; RNA binding
Source: RefSeq, a predicted model, not a curated record